This is a messenger RNA of Exaiptasia diaphana, 723 nucleotides long. RefSeq lists its product as uncharacterized. The transcript has 2 exons. NCBI's taxonomy places the organism in Eukaryota, Metazoa, Cnidaria, Anthozoa, Actiniaria, Aiptasiidae. The record is from RefSeq and is a predicted model, not a curated record. The annotation marks the transcript as partial.
AUGGCGGCCAUUAUGACUGAAAACUUUGAAGAUCACCUCACAGAAGAACCUGAGUUUUGGUCUGAGAAAUUUGAUGAUYUUUUUCAAGAUUUUCCAACAACAGAGCAACCAUUACCAGCUCCAAGUGCCAAAUCAUCUUUCACAAAAAAGCUUACAGCUCUUCUACAGUGGUUUGCUUUGUUUAUUCUCCUCUGGCAAGCUAACUGCAAAAUCAGCGAUAACGGGCUUGAAUGGCUUCUUCGAUUUCACCUUCAGUUCAUUCACUUGAUUGGUACAACAUGUAACUGUGAAUAUCUCAUAGAACUCUGCAGUAUUUUUCCAACAUCAAUAUACAUUUUAAGACAGCUGGUGAGAUUUGAUAGAGAUGAUUUUACUAAGUAUGUGGUCUGUCCAAAAUGCUCAACUUUGUAUACUCAGGCAGAAUGUACUCAAAUCAUUGGUGGGAAGACUGUGYUAAAAUGSUYUACGCACAAAGCCUUUAAAAAAGGGAGAUGUGCUAAAGAAUGCGGUGCUAGUUUGGCCAAGAAAGUAGUGUUAUCAGAUGGAAAAGAAUAUUUCUACCCCCUCAAGACAUACUGCUAUAACAGUGUGAUAAAUCAAUUGGAGACUCUGUUGAAAAGGGAUGGCAUUCCUGAAAAAUGCGAUGAAUGGCGUAAUCGUCAAGCUAAAGAUGACACAUACUGCGACAUCUAUGAUGGGCAGGUCUGGAAAGAUUUUAUGAAA